ACUGGGUUCACUCCGCUCUUUGUCUCCUCUUCUCUCACGCCAUCUUCUACCAUUGACCAGUUCCCUACAGAGAGUAUAGAUCAGUCUAUCAUGCCCAGAAAGGAGGCGAUAGAACGUCGAGCAGCGGGCAAGACCCGCAAGAUUGCACGACGGGCCUGUGAUGUGUGCCGCAGUCGGCGAAUACAGUGCUUGUUCCCUGCCAAUUCUUCAGCUGCUUGUCUUCGAUGCCUUCGACACGAUGUGCCCUGUACCUUUUUGACAAGCCGUAAGCCUCGAGGACCUCCGAGCCGGCAUAUUGCAGAAGCAAAACAGCGCGCCGCUCUCUCUUUGUCACCAUUGUCGCAUCCUGACCAACAACCGUUGCCACUACCACUACCACUACCAAUUGGACCGAUUGGUAUAGCUCAUUUUCUCCCUGAGCCCGUAUUUCUUACUGUCAUCGAUGACUUUCUUUCCCGGGUCUACCCUCUCGUCCCUUUCAUACACCUACCACGGUUCAAGGCUCAGCUCGCAAGUCGCGACUUGGAAACUGACCCGGCCUUUUUUCGCCUCUGUGUGGCUCUUUGUGCCAUCACCGUUGCCUCACUGCCUCGAAACCUCUCUAGUUAUGGCAUUGUGGGCUAUCACAAUGCGGCGCAGGUCGUCGAGAGGGCCUCUCAUCUCAUCACCUGUAGUUACAUGGCAACACUGCCGUCAUGGCAAGAUAAGCCUUCCUUUGAAAGGCUUAGGGUCACAAUUCUAACAGCGGUCGCCUUUCUCUACGCCGGAAGAAACCACGCAGGCUAUGUAUGGCUCAAUGAAGCGGUCCCGUGCUGCCGCGACCUGGAGCUAUACAAGCGUGAUGCAUACAGAGGGUUGGACAUUGUCGACAUUGAGCUGCGCAAGCGUGUCUUCUGGCUGCUCUUUAUUGCUCAGGUGCAUAGCCGAGUCAACGACUUGAUUCCCCCAUAUGGUCUUCAUUUUUGUCCACGGCAGACAGAUUGGGAGUUUCUGCUGCCCAAAGAGCUUAGCGAUGAGCAGCUCUGCGGCGAGAGUGCUCACUCUGCUGGGGGCACACCUCUGAUCUCUGGGUAUGUCGCACUUGUGAAGCUCUACCUUUCUGUCUUGGAUCACUUGGAUGAGUUCUUCCCAAGCACCUCAGCACCUCAUAUUCUCUCACAUGGUGGGGUCGCCGCUCGCGUUUUACCCAGGGUUGAAUCAUACUCGAAUCAAAUAGAGAUCCUAUCAGCGUUUCCAAUGCUUGAUUCGCUUCUCCAAGUCAUUCAGAGGCUCAACACUGUCGUGGAUCAACUCCCUGAGCCCCUCAGCCUACCACUAGGUGGUGGAGAAGCACGACACUCAGAUGACCACCCAACAGCGGUCUUCCAACAAAAUCAUCCAUUCCAUUCCAUGUCGGCAAAUCUCUACAUGACUGCAAUCUAUCUGCAGUCCGUGAUGCUAGAAGUCUGCUUGGAUAGAUGGCAAAAUCGAUCUCGGGAACUGGCAAGAGAGGGUGAGGGUUAUUAUGUACCAAUUGAUGAAGCAGUCAGCGCACAUCUAUGGUCCAUCAAGGCAUCAAUAGGAGAAAUGUUGGUAGGUGUCCUGACAUGCCUCUCUGGUGCUGAUUUGGAGUCAAAUGGCCAAUCUAUGAUUGUUAAGCUACGACAGGUGGCAUCGACGUUCCUGUACCCUGAUGGCAACCCUAAAGACCCCAACUUUAACUUUAUCAACAGCUUCGUCGGUCGCCAAUGUCUCGACAAAGCACUUAGUGUCUUGAUUGAGAUAGAUUAUUUAGUGGUCAAGAACUGA
This is a messenger RNA of Fusarium keratoplasticum, 1788 nucleotides long. RefSeq names its product Zn(2)-C6 fungal-type domain-containing protein. Gene Ontology annotation, molecular function: zinc ion binding; DNA binding; DNA-binding transcription factor activity, RNA polymerase II-specific. The coding region runs from base 91 to 1788 and encodes 565 amino acids. Gene Ontology annotation, biological process: regulation of DNA-templated transcription; DNA-templated transcription. The transcript is spliced from 5 exons. The record is from RefSeq and is a predicted model, not a curated record. NCBI's taxonomy places the organism in Eukaryota, Fungi, Ascomycota, Sordariomycetes, Hypocreales, Nectriaceae.